AUGGCACCAAGCGCCAACCCUGUUGUGGUCCAAGAGACCAAGAAGACGCCGCUGCAGCUCAUUUCCCAAGGAACAUGCCUUCCUGGUAUUCCCAAGCAUCCUACGUUUGCAGCACAGAGGCAAUGGAUGCUAGGGAAAAUGGCUCUGGCAUUUCGUGUAUUUGCCCGCAAGGGAUACACAGACGGGAUGGCUGGCCAUAUUUCCAUCCGGGACCCAGAAAACCCACAUACAUUCUGGACAAACCCAUUGGCAGUCCAUUUUGGCAUGCUGAAGGCAAGCGACAUGAUUCUCGUCAACUACGAGGGCAUGCCAAUCGGCGAUCCCAGUCUGUCAAUGCUGAAUCACACUUCAGGAAACAUGAGCAGGCCAGUAAACGCAGCAGGUUUCCUAAUCCACAGUGCCGUGCACCAGGCUCGCCCUGACGUUAUUGCCGCUUGCCACACUCACAGUGUUCAUGACAUGGCAUGGGGUGCGUUUGGUCGGCCUCUGGAGAUGUUAACACAGGAUAUUACGUAUCUAUACGGUGACGCCCAAGCGGUAUACAAGGAUUUUGGAGGCGUUGUACUUACCCAGGAAGAGGGUGAUAAGAUUGGAGCUGCAUUAGGUCCCAAGGGAAAAGGCAUGAUCUUGCAGAAUCAUGGUCUACUCACAGUUGGCUCAACGGUCGACGAGGCAUGCUUCUUGAUGACUCUCAUGGAGCUUGGCUGUCAAUGUCAGCUCCUUGCAGAAGCUGCGGCAGCGAAUGGAAUACCAAAAGUAUAUAUCCCUGAUGAAAGUGCGAGAUACACUUUCGAAAACUCCAGCGACCCGGAGACUCUGUACUGGGAAGGGCAAUCUGAUCUAGAGUAUGAGGCGUAUAUGUCCAACAUGUCUAUGUCCAUCGAAGAUGCUGCCAAAGCUCGUCCGGGAUUCCCCCGCCCAUUCCCCAACACACCGAACAAUGUUCUUGAGCAGCUCAGCCUCAAGGAGAAAGUGAUUGUCGUGACUGGGGCAGCCGAUGGGAUUGGCCUCGCGGUAGCGGAAGCCAUGGCCGAGGCUGGCGGGCAUGUGGCUCUUUGGUACAAUUCGAAUGAUGCCGCUGUUUCUCGGGCCGAGGAGCUGGCGAACGCGCAUGGAAUCAAGUCAUCAGCAUUCAAGGUUGACGUCUCAAACACUGAGCAAAUUGAGAAGGGUUUGGCUGCCGUUGUCGAAAAGUUCGGCAAAGUUGAUGUUUUCGUUGCGAAUGCUGGUAUGGCACUCUGCAAGCCGAUUCUGGAGCAGACGCUUGAUGAAUAUAAACAGCAAAUGUCGGUUAACGUUGAUGGCGUGGUCUAUUGCUCCAAAUUAGUAGGCGCCAUCUUCAAGCAACAAGGCUUUGGGAAUCUCAUCAUCACAUCAAGCAUGAGCGCGCACAUUGUCAACGUACCCGUUGAUCAGCCUGUCUACAACGCAACCAAGGCCUUCGUUACCCACUUUGGCAAAUGUCUUGCUCGCGAGUGGCGCGACUUUGCACGGGUGAAUAUUGUGUCUCCUGGGUUCUUUGAUACUAAGAUGGGCGCAGGCCCAGAAGGCCUCCAGGAAGCGUAUCGAAUGUCUACCUUAGGUAGACAAGGACACGUGAAGGAAAUCAAGGGGCUUUACUUGUACUUAGCUAGUGAUGCUAGUACAUAUAUGACAGGGAGCGAUGUCCUUAUCGACGGAGGAUAUGUCUUGCCGUAG
Molecule: messenger RNA, 1698 nt
Organism: Clonostachys rhizophaga
Lineage: Eukaryota; Fungi; Ascomycota; Sordariomycetes; Hypocreales; Bionectriaceae
Source: the annotation of a GenBank genome assembly